Molecule: messenger RNA, 1276 nt
Organism: Drosophila ficusphila
Lineage: Eukaryota; Metazoa; Arthropoda; Insecta; Diptera; Drosophilidae
Gene: synr
Exons: 5
Coding region: 90-1214 (374 amino acids)
Source: RefSeq, a predicted model, not a curated record
AGGCGAACUGGAAAGGUGCGAGGCGGAAGAUGUCAUCGCCGGAUGAGCGGACAACCUUCGUGCGGAACUUCGGACCGAGAACCUGAGCGAUGGGCUGCGGCUCCUCGAUGGAUACGCAGACGAAUCCUGUUGUCACGGAGGUCAGCUCUGAAAUGCAAGCUCGCCAGAAUGGCGCUGCUGGAGUACUGAACAUUGUCGAGCAGUACGUGCGUUUGGACGAGCAGAUCAGCAAACUGGAGGGCACUUGUCCCGGUCCGCGGAUGGCCACCGCCGAAGCCUGGGUGGAGCACCUUCAAGGCAAACACGAGGCGAUGCUGGGUCUUGAGGGCAUGGGAGUGGCUCCGCUGCGGAUUAAGGAGCGGGAAACGGAGGAAAAUUACAUAUUAGGCCGGCAGGGCGACCCGAUUGUGGCCAACACACCCACUAAGGACCUGGCCCAGCUUGCCUACAAUUUGGGUGUAAUUGGCGAUGCCCGCAAGGCUUCCAUGCACGAGGAUUUCUUUGCCAACCUGAGCGAGUCCGCGAUGUAUUUGCUAAGCAUUCGUUACUACGGUGAGCUACUGGAGUACACCAAGGGGCGUCUGAAGACUCUGGUCGAGAGCUAUGCGGAGUUGAACGAGCUUUACGUAAAGCAAGACGGGAUUAUCGCCUAUAUUAGCGGGGGAACGUACAUGACCCGGCUGGAGGAGAGAAUUGAUGAGCAGCUGGAGACGGCCAAAGAUACAAGAGAUAAGCUGGGCAGUGCCCUGGAGCAGUGGCGGAUCUGUGGAUUGCUGCUAAGAGCUGCUGCCAACUCCUCCACACAGGCAAUAAAACAGUGGCGGCAGCUCGGCAGGAUGAUAGAUCCCAAACAAAAGCUGCAAUGGGCUUUGGACUGCCGAAGUCUGUUGCAUGCCAGCAUGAUAUCCCUGGAGGCAGCUCAGCUAGCUUUGCCGCACGUGGAACUGAAGUACAUGAGUCAUCGCCAAGUCCUAGCCGUCAAGCACUGUAAUACCUAUUUAAUCACAGACAUAGCCAACAAGGCGCGGUACGAACACACCAGCCGCGUCUUCACCAGCUACGAAUCCAACAUGUCGAAGACCUGCACUUGGCUCUAUGAAACCUUUAACAGCACUCUGCGCCUCGACUUUGAUAAAGCCGAGGAGAAUGUAUGCAGGUUAUCUAAAACGCUACGGGAUCAUCGCGAGGAGGUGUUCAGCACAGUGCGCAAAUGACAAAAACCCAAUUUGCUCAACCGUCUGUGUUUUUUGUACAUUACUUUAAUAAACAAUAGGCA